Blastomyces gilchristii SLH14081 is the source of this 141-nucleotide messenger RNA. RefSeq lists its product as uncharacterized. The coding region runs from base 1 to 141 and encodes 46 amino acids. The record is from RefSeq and is a predicted model, not a curated record. Lineage: Eukaryota; Fungi; Ascomycota; Eurotiomycetes; Onygenales; Ajellomycetaceae. The transcript has a single exon.
AUGCGCUGUUUUGGUAUUUACCUCCCUCUUGUAAUUUGUGUAUUGGGUUUACUAGACGUAUAUUUGCGGCUGGUGAUGGGCGAACUCCUCCACCUUGAGGCAGCUGGGCAUUCCGGAAACAAACAAUUCGAGGUGAAAUGA